AUGCCUUUCUCUGGAGGGCCCUGGGCAGCCGUCGCUGUGCUCUUCUUCACCACUGCGCUCCAGUAUUCCUGCUCAGCAGCAGCUGAAGACAUCUCCAAUGUUUCAACAAGCUCCAUGCUCACGACUGAGUACGAAGCACCAUGCCUUAACGUGAACUUCUGCAGGCAAGCGGCCACGUGCUGCCCCACAGGCAUGGAUGAUUAUGGGUGGAUUGCGGCGGCCGUCGGCUGGAGCCUCUGGUUUCUGACUCUCAUCCUGCUCUGUGUGGACAAGGUCAUGAAACUCCGGCCUGACGAACCCAAAUAUUUGGUGGCCUGA
This is a messenger RNA of Egretta garzetta (little egret), 318 nucleotides long. RefSeq names its product transmembrane protein 213 (gene TMEM213). The transcript has 3 exons. Bases 1 to 318 code for a protein of 105 amino acids. The record is from RefSeq and is a predicted model, not a curated record. NCBI's taxonomy places the organism in Eukaryota, Metazoa, Chordata, Aves, Pelecaniformes, Ardeidae.